UGUCGCAUCUCUGUUGCAGUGGGACCAGGCUUUAUGCCGACAUCUGUUUUGGAAAUUUAAUUAGCCGGUGCAAUGAAAUUAAUUGCUUACCUGGUGUUUUUAUUAUGUUGCGGUUUUAGGCCCUUGGCCGCAACCCCCGACCAGCCGACCAUCAGCGAGUGCCCCAGCCGCAGCGUACCACAGAUUCGGGCGGAGGCGUCGCAGUAUGACAUAUCGCUGGUUUUUUACUACGUGUCGUGGGCCACCGAAGCACGAAGCGCGCGCCUUGUCUUCAACGGUCUUUCCCACUACUACCAGGAUUACGCCUACUUCGGGGCCAUCGAUUGCUGGCACCUGCUGUGCAACUGCAGCCGGACCUUGAUGCCGGCACCAGGAGUGGUCGGUGCCGGCGGUUAUCCUGAUAAGUGGCCAACAUUAGUGGUGCGCUUUGGCCAGAGACAGAUGCUGCAGUACCAGGGCGCCUGGAACUUCGAGGACCUCGCCCGUUUUAUGAACUACGUCAUUCAGCCGAUGGAUCGCGCUCAUACCAGCCAGGAGCUGGCAUCCAUCAGAAAGCAUUCUGACGCAGUGGUACUAGGCUUGCUGAACUCUCCCGAGGAUAGGGAGUAUCAACGAUACCUGGCGGCAGCGGUUCGCUGGCUAGAACUGGAUCCGGAAAGGAAUAUCCGUUUUACGGUCAAUUUCGGCGCUAGUGCAAAGAGAAUGCUCAAGGUCUCGGAGGCGGUACUUCCACAAUUAGUAGUGAUCGAUAGCCUGAACGGAAUCCACACUUUUAACAGCACUUCAGCGGACUGGAAGACCCUGGACAUUUUGCGCUGGGUGCGACACACCUUGAAAAACACCUCGCUGUUUUCAAAUGGCUAUGGAAACCCAAUGACUAUAGCCAUGAAAGCCAGACACGUUCCAGUACUGGCCAUGGGUGUACGGAUGAACCACCCACAUUAUUUAAGUGCCAUGCCAUUGGUGAUGGGCGAAGAAAUGGCCACGGCUCAAAAGAAACAAACCGACGGAUGCGAAGAGUACUGGAGCAGGCAGGAACAUAAAACAGACGAUUGGAUUUCUUUGAUGAAAAUGCCCAAAGAACUUUAUAGGGAGGUGAACAAGGCUGAUAGUUGCUAUCCUGUUUGGACACGAAACCAAGCCACCUUGGCUAACUAUUAUCGGAUUAAUAAGUACCUGGGCCAUCUGUGGACCCAGUACAGUCACCAACACGAGCUUGGAAUGUCGAAUGUGCCGCACUUACUGGCGCUCCACUCUCGGAAUCUCUGCCUGGCGCACACGCAUCACGGAACACCGGCUAUGAAGAUUGGGAUUGCCAAAAUGGUCACUAAAUAUGGCCAACUAAUCUGGCAAUAUUCAUCGGAACGCGCUGCCCACAAUCGCUCCCUCGCCGUAGUUAUUUUCGACUCCGUACGAUAUAGAGAUUACCUCCAAAAACUCGGUAUCCAUCAACAGCAUCAACAAGUUCAGGUUUUCAUCGUGGACGUGGCAGAAGAGUCUCUUUAUGUUAUGCCUCAGCAACAUCAAUUUUCAUACGUGGCCCUCAAAGACUUUAUCCGACAAUUUUAUGCCAGAAGCUUGCCAAGGACUCACCGCAAUGUACCAGCAUCCUGGAAUAAUUCCGAUCUAGGAAGAGUCUACAACAGGCAGUUGUUGCUGGAGGCACUCCAGAAGUCCAACGCCACCACUGUGGUGUUUAUGCAACGUCCGGAUUGCGCCUUGUCUGCUGUCCUAUCCCAAGCGUUCUUGCAGGUCACCGCUUUGCUCAGCAGCCCCGAGGUUCACUUCAUCCGAUUUGAUAGCCAAGCCAACGAUCUCCCUUGGGAGCUAGCCAUGCCAAUAUCGCCCUCCCUGAUAGUCUUUCCUAAAAACAAGCCCACAGAAUCUGUUGUGUUUCCGAGAGAUGUGCGGAUCGACGUUCAGAGCGUUUUCGCAUUUGUGAUUGCCCAACUCGACCCCGAGCAGCAGUUAAGGUCGAUCCUAACAAGCUGCAAAAGGCGAAUGCGAAACGUAAGGAGCUGCCUCGACUUUGCUCGUAACUUAGUGCUCCAGCACGUAAGUCAGUACCUCAAGUUCUGGGAAAUCUACAAGCAAGAGCGGGACUCGAUUCUAUCCCAUCUCAGGGAGUUUAACGAGCUACACAUGACCAUCGAGAGCAGCAUCCGGUUAUAACACUGUCCCCCACCCACAUGGGCCCCUUAGCCUUUUUAUUCGUUGGUAAUUCCUUGAUAAUCAGAUGCACAGUAACAUCUGUAUUUAUAAGUCCAAAGUUGUCUCUUCUUAAGGUAUUUAACACUCAUAGCUGUAAAUCUAGAAAAUUAUAAGUGGAUUCUUAAUAAACUGGAAUGUACAUACA
Drosophila bipectinata is the source of this 2356-nucleotide messenger RNA. RefSeq lists its product as uncharacterized. Lineage: Eukaryota; Metazoa; Arthropoda; Insecta; Diptera; Drosophilidae. The record is from RefSeq and is a predicted model, not a curated record.